Molecule: messenger RNA, 2891 nt
Organism: Marchantia polymorpha subsp. ruderalis
Lineage: Eukaryota; Viridiplantae; Streptophyta; Marchantiopsida; Marchantiales; Marchantiaceae
Source: the annotation of a GenBank genome assembly
CGGUCCGUCGGUCCUCCCCUUGGACUCCGUAGACCGAAAGCUGUUUCGCGUCACAUCGACGCACCGCCCAGAGAAUGAAACGGUCGAGUGUAACGGACGAUUUGGAUGGGAGUCGCGUCCUCCGUUCCUCCGCUCGGUGUAGACGGACGGACGAGCGGUCGGAUGGAUGGAUAGAUGGAUGGAUGCCCGCGGGCAAGUAGGUUCUUUCGGUAGGUCGCUGUCGCUGGACAAAGCGAGUGGGAGGGGGGUCGGGGAGAUGGUCCGGCCAAAUUAGGAAGGGCGGGGACGAAGAGACUUUGUCUGCACGUCAAACUCGCUCCCAUCCUUUUCACGAAGGGGGACGUGAGACCGUCGGGGCGAGAGGCUAACGCCACGUGGCUGUCGAGUGAUCCCCCCCGACCCACAGCCCUCGUUCCCCCUUCAUUACUGCUGCUUUUGACUGCUAGCGCCACGAAGAAAGACGGGGAGGAAAAAAAACGCACACCGCCGAUCGAUCCGAGAGGCUUGUGGAUACGCCAACCGAACUACAAGCCCCCUCCCCAGGAUUCCUCGAUUCGGAAUUCGUGCUCUGUCUCUCUCCAUCUCUCUCUGUGUCUCUCCCCCUCUCCCUCUCUCUCUCCCUCCCUCUCUGGAGAAGACAAGCACGAGCAAGAGCACGACCACGAGCGCUGGCAAGUGCGAGCAAGUGCCGAAGAAAAGCCUCGACGAGAUAAUCAGCACAAUCGGGUCACAAUUGAGGUUCUGAACCCACUUGUGUCUGAUCACUCCAUGUCCUCCCGAUCCGAUCGACCGAACGAUCGCGUUGAAGCAGCGAGCGGGAUCAAUUUCGCUUCUUCAUACGAGCAGAUGCGAUGAGUGAGGGCAUGAGUGUUCUACCGGUCUGAGCUGAGCUCUGGCACUCUUCUCGGAUGAGCGGAUCACGCCAAGUAAUGCAUUGUCUCGAGGACCGGGAAGGCUUCAUGUGCACUGCUCAUACGAGAGAGACGUAAAGUGCACAACUCCAGUACGGUACACCUGAAACGAUGACCAUACCAAGUGGCAGGCGGUGCUCGUGGAAGCUCAUCACGCAAGUAUCAUGCUUACUGCUGGUGCUGAGUAGCCACAAAGCCAGCGCUACAUGCUUUCCAGCUAUCUUCAACUUCGGAGACUCCUCCUCGGACACGGGUGGCAACCAUGCGGCAUUUCCUACAGAAACAGCGGCCGAGUAUCUACCGUAUGGACAAACUUACUUCAAUGAACCACGUGCGAGAUACUCGGACGGCCGACUCACCAUCGACUUUAUAAUGGAGACGUUUGGUUUCAGGCUACUGGACCCGUAUAUGCAGUCGGUCACUUCAGACUUCGCCAAUGGGGUAAAUUUUGCAAUCUCAUGGGCAACAAGUCGAAGAGUACUGGAUUACCGUACGUUGUUCCCACUUUCGACACAGGUUACACAGUUUCAAUUGUUCAAAAAAGAAGUUACUGAAAUCAUCAAUGGUACCUCAGCACUACUGGCAAAAAGAGGGAUUCAACCAUACGUAAACGGGACCAGCGGUACCACUACGACACAAGCAUCUACGGCAGGAGUAGCAGUCACCACCCAACAUCCUUACAAGAAACUUUACGAUGAACUCUUUAGAGGAAAAAACGAUAGCUUCAGCGGAGCUGUGGAGACUACCACAAGUCAAGAUCCAGAGUUGAAGAUCGCUCUCGAAGCUGCACGAAGGAUUCCUUUGACCGAGUAUUUUGAGCAAGGUUUGUACAUCAUCUCAAUUGGAACAAGCGACUUCAGCGCUGGUAUAGCGAAACAACAGACUCUGCUCGACAUAGAAGCAUACCUUCCAGACAUUGUGACUGGGAUCACUAACGCUGUAAAAGCUAUCUACAAUGAGGGAGCGAGAACUAUAAUUGUGGGAGGUGUUGGUCCCAUCGGAUGUUUGCCAGUACAGCUCACUGUGAUUACUCACGACGCCACACAGCUCGAUAACUUCGGAUGCCUAGCACCCUACAAUACACUUGUGCGCUCCUACAACGUUCAACUGAAACAAGCUCUAGUUGAUCUUAGGGUUCAGUUACCCUUGGCCACGAUCGUGUACCUGGACAACUAUCAGCUGCAACACAAUCUUCUCUUCAACAACACGCAAAACGGCAUAUCAGUUGGUAUCCAAUCUUGCUGUGGAGUUCCCUCCACAUACAACUUCAACGAUAAAGUUCAAUGCGGCGAGACUGGCAUAGUUGACGGUGGCUUGUUCCUGGUUUCUCAAACAUGCCCAAACCCCGUUAAUUUUACCAUAUGGGAUGGAUAUCACUAUACAGAAGCAGCCAACCGCUACUUUGCCAGGCAGAUAUUGUCAGGACGCUAUUUCGACCUUCCGUUUUCUCUGAUUCCUGACAACUGCACUGCCAAUCAAAUAUAGCCCACUCGUACAAAGAAGUGAAGGAAGGGCGUCUGCACUCUUCGACUCGCUGGUUUCUUGAACUAAGUUGUAGGCAAAUAACAUUGAAGACUUUGUAGCUUUAAUUGUUUGAUGUCCAACAUGGUUGGACACCUUGGUGCCAGAUUGCACCAUGCAAAUAGAAUGGGUACAUUCGCCAGGCUGUGAGAAGAUAAUCAACUUUCACUGGUUCAGACAGCUCUCAAAAGAUUGAAACCUCAAGAGGCUGUGUCCACGUGAAACACCAUCACUGCAAAUGGCGGAAAAAAGUCGGUAAACUAGGCAAAGUAUAUUGGCGAGUUUCUAGGCAAUCCUAGACGUGGUGCACAAGCAGUCAGAAAACCUGCUGUACAGAGAACAUGAGUUACUUAUUGAUUAUCUUGAACAUGGUUGCGGUGCAUGUACCGCUGACUUGAUUCACUUAGCGACCUCAUGUAAUGAUUAUAUACUUGUGAUGAACUUGGCCUUGAAUGCAAU